Molecule: messenger RNA, 1776 nt
Organism: Sitodiplosis mosellana (orange wheat blossom midge)
Lineage: Eukaryota; Metazoa; Arthropoda; Insecta; Diptera; Cecidomyiidae
Exons: 2
Coding region: 260-1636 (458 amino acids)
Molecular function (GO): protein binding
Source: RefSeq, a predicted model, not a curated record
UGUUCUGUCAAAGACGGCACACAAAAGCGUUGUAGAAUCACAUGGUUGGUCAUUCUCAACCAAAUCGUUAGAUGUGAAACUCCACUGUUGCUUAAAUAUUUCAUUUUAUUUCUUUGUCAUUAUUGUUGUGUUGAAUAUUUUUGGGAAAAAAAUCGACGCUUUUGAUUUGAAAUAUUGUCAAAGUGCAAAAAUUCGUAUUACUUGUAAAAGUAUGAUAAAACAAAAGUAAAUGUUGUAAACGUCGUGUUGAAAUCGCAAGAUGAAACCAUCUGAAACCAUUCCAUCUCCAGAACGGAGAUCAUCGAGACUGGCUACAAAAAUGAAGAAUACUCCACCGUCGAUGCCGCUAGCUAAGAAAAGAAAGAAGAAAUUGAAAACGGACUUUUUGUCACUGAACAACGAUACACUGGACGAAAUAUGCGAAUGGUUGCCGUUAAAAUCUUUGGCUGCAUUCGGAAUGACGUGCAAACGAAUCAAUCAAGUAGCCAGUAAUUAUUUUCGUCGAAAACACCCGGCAAACUACGUCCUCCUCAGCUCAUCGAAUGGAAAAGUACAGUUACAUCCGAAAGAGCAAUACGUGCAGUGCUUUAGUGAACAAUUUCAUAACAUUGUGUUCCAUGGUGCUGAGAAAAACGUGCUCCAGUAUGCAGCAACAACAUUCAAGAAGAUACCGUUACGACGAAUCGGCUUUUUUGCUGCGGAUUAUUUAACCGAAGCACAUGCGAAAUGCAUCGAUGGAAUCAUCAAAAAAGCCGAUAUCAUUGAGUUCACGCGUUGCUCAUCAACCGGUGGACUCUAUGAAAUCCUAAAGCACUGUUCGAAUAUGAAGCAUUUAGCGUUGAAAUCUUUCACCGAAUGCAAAACACACGGCCACAAACAUGAGUGGAUGUUACAACAAUACCCAACGCUUAAACACUUGCAUUGGGAUUUGUGCGGUAAAUUACCAGUCGAAUUGAUAAAUUUCUUCAAGAACAACCCGAACGUGGAUAGCUUCUACGGAACACAAGCAAUUUUACCGUUCAUUCGAGACCACAAUAUCAUGUUGAAAACGUUGGUUGUGAAAGUGUCGGCAGAUAGUACGGAGACCGUAUUUGAUCAAUUGAGAGAUCUUUGCGAUCAGAAUGCGGUUCAAUCGUUGUUUUUGAUGGGUGAUCUAAAACAAGUGAACAGCAAUCUACCAAUGCUGAACAAACUGACCGGAAUUUACGCCAUAGAUAUGACAACGGCAACGAUAUUACAAUCAUUUUCGCAUAUAAAACUUAUCAACACGACAAUCACAGCAUUGACGCAAGCCACACAACUAGCCCAUGGAUUAGUUAAUCUGGAAGAAGCCUACUUGGAUGUGACUUUCAUCGAUUCUAUCAUGCCAUUUAUUCGGUUCGCACCGAAACUCACCAAGAUAUUCAUCAAUAAUACGGCUUCCAUGAGGCCGGGUUCCAAAUUGAGCCUUUCCAAAUUGGAAAAGCAACGAAACAAACUUGCCAAUGCCACAAAACUUACGGUUUACUUGAAAGAAGGAGCGUAUUUAAAAAUCAAAAAUAUGUCGAUCGGCUCGAAUUGCAGUACAGUGCAAAUCAAACCGAUUGAAGCACAUAUCACUAACAAUGUAUUCAUACGCACCAUUUUGGAUAUUUAGCACCAAAUUUUAUCAUUCAUUUUGUAUUGCUUUCAUUUGGCCAUAGUUUAAUCGUUCGGGAUAAAAUAAACACUUUUCAUCAACUUGUUAUGCAAAAAUUGAAGAUAAAUAAAUGUUCAUUUCGUCUUUUCAACAGCAAA